AUGAGACACCCGUUAUUUUGGGUCGUCCUGCUCUUCGACCUUUUCCCAGGCCAUUACCCUGUUGCCGUGGGCAAAUUCCGAUGCGCCGUCGACGGCAACCCGUACGACCCGUCCGUGAAGCCGCCGUGUAAAGCGGCGGCACCGGGAUCUGGUGGUGACGCCUUUAACGAACACAUCAAGAAGGCUGAUGGCGACAUCGAGGUCGUGUAUGCAUUUAACGAAGGGCCGUCCGGCGUGACCGAUCCGCACGCGCCGACUACAAAUGUGAGCAACACCCUGCGCGCCCUCCACCAGAAGUACAUCGACGGGGCCGGCGACGCCUUGGAGCAGGCCUACUGCGAUCAGCUCGUCUUCACCCGGCCCGCACCUGCUCCUGCUCAGGGUCCCAAGGGGAAAAAGAAGAAGUCGCAAGAUAUGUGGGUGGCCGCCUCCGAGUCGCAGACGCUGAACCGCAAGGCGAAGAAGUCCGGUGGUGGAGGUAGAAAGUCGAAGAGCAAGUCGGCUGAGGCGCCGAGCCGAGCGGACGCGUCGCGUGCCGCCAGCGUCGGCCAGAAGAAGAAGAACUUCCUGAAGAAGGACUACGAGAAUCCGGAGGACUGGACACUCGGCACGACGACGGGCAGCCAAGUGGAAGACGACAGCGGCACGCGCUCGCGCUCCCGCUCACGCGCAGACCGUCGCAAGCGCGACAACACUCGCACCGCUGGAGAUGACCGGACAGCGGAGAGCCGCCAGCAGACCGACCAGAGCGCCCGCCGCAACCGCAACAAGCUCAGCAAGGAGAAGAAGCGCCCAGUUGACUCUCGAAACGCGCGCAGCAGCAGCGCCGUCCCGUCCAAGGAGUGCACCCAGCAGCACGAUUACCCGAUGAAUUUCCCGACGUCGAAGGACAAGACGCGUGACAUCUCGCCGAGCCCCAGGCGCAGUGGCAAGAAGCCGAAGAAGCCG
Mesorhabditis spiculigera is the source of this 948-nucleotide messenger RNA. Lineage: Eukaryota; Metazoa; Nematoda; Chromadorea; Rhabditida; Rhabditidae. The record is from the annotation of a GenBank genome assembly.